AGGCGACUUUUAAAAAGCAUCGGCAGCCCGUGAUAUGACGACUUCGCUGGUCCUGCAUCCACGCUGGGCGGACACCUUGAUGUACGUGUAUGAAAAAAGUCCGAAUGAAAAUAAUCAAAAUAAAAGCCAAAUUAUGGAAGGAUUGAGCGGGAAUUGCCCUGCGACUCAUUGCAGGGAACUGAUUUCCCACCCCGCGCUGGGGCGACAUUCCGGCACCAUAGCGACUCACCAGGGAUCCGUGUACUCGGAUAUAUCUUCCCCUGAAACUGGGCGACAGUGUCCCGCUCCUCAGACGUCAUCUAGCGCUUCUCUGAGUUACGGCUACCCCUUUGGAAACCCUUACUAUGGUUGCAGAUUAUCUCAUUCGCACAAUGUGAACUUGCAGCAGAAACCAUGUUCAUACCAUCCCGCAGAAAAAUAUGCCGAGACGAGCAGCGCUUUGCCCACAGAGGAGCUCUCCAGCCGGGCAAAAGAGUUUGCUUUCUAUCCGAGUUUUGCCAGCUCUUACCAGGCUGUUCCAGGAUAUCUAGAUAUGUCGGUGGUUCCGAGUAUUAGCGCUCAUCCCGAGCCACGUCACGAUGCAUUGAUCCCCAUGGAGGGCUAUCAACACUGGGCUCUCUCGAAUGGCUGGGAUGGGCAGGUGUACUGUUCAAAGGAGCAAACACAGUCUUCUCAUCUUUGGAAAUCUCCCUUUCCAGAUGUUGUUCCGUUGCAGCCAGAAGUCAGCAGUUAUCGACGUGGGCGCAAAAAGCGUGUUCCCUACACCAAGAUACAACUGAAAGAACUAGAAAAAGAGUAUGCAGCAAGCAAGUUUAUCACCAAAGACAAGAGACGACGCAUUUCUGCGACAACCAACCUCUCAGAACGUCAAGUUACUAUUUGGUUCCAGAACCGCAGAGUGAAGGAAAAAAAGUUCGUCAGUAAAUCAAAGACUAAUAAUCACAUGCAUACUUGAUGUAUGUAUCGAACAUUUUGUUCGCCAGCUUAUAUCCUUCCGUCCAGAACGUCUGAUAUUUACUUCCGUUCAGCAAUCAUCCGGGCAGUCCCAAGCCUAACCUGUCUUCUUUCACUUUAUUUAAUUUAAAACGUACACACGAUUACCGCAAUCUCUCUGGCUUUUUGGGCAUAAGAUACAUAACUGUGAAAAUACAAAAAAAAAAAA
Danio rerio (zebrafish) is the source of this 1162-nucleotide messenger RNA. RefSeq names its product homeobox C13a (gene hoxc13a). Gene Ontology annotation, biological process: fin regeneration; regulation of DNA-templated transcription. Gene Ontology annotation, cellular component: nucleus. The record is from RefSeq and is marked provisional. NCBI's taxonomy places the organism in Eukaryota, Metazoa, Chordata, Actinopteri, Cypriniformes, Danionidae. Gene Ontology annotation, molecular function: DNA-binding transcription factor activity, RNA polymerase II-specific; DNA binding.